AUGGCAUCCUUCCUUCGCCUCGUGUUGGUGUUGGUCCUUGGCGUCCUCGCCGCCGCCGUACAGGCGCAGGACGCAUCCUCCAACAAGCCCGGCUACCCGGCCUGUGCCACGAAAUGCAUCGCCAGCGCCUUUGCCGGUGGCUUCUGCGCUCCCACAAACCAGACCUGCAUCUGCACGAAUGAGCAGUUCCAGCACAACGUCACUCUGUGCGUAUCAGCAAGCUGUACGAUACCGGAGGCUCUCGCCACCAAGAAUGCGAGCCUCACGAACUGCGGUGCCCCCGUGCACAACCGAGCCGAGUCGUACGUCGUCCUCUCCAACACCAUGGCCAUCCUCGCCGCGGUCUGCGUCAUGAGCCGGUUCGGCUACAAGAUCGUCUUCGCCGGGCUCGACGUCGGCUGGGACGACUGGUUCAUCAUGGCGACGCUGGUCGCGGCCAUGCCCAGCGCCGUCAUCACCGUCCACGGCACGACGGCCAACGGCCUCGGCAGGGACAUCUGGACGCUGGAGCCCCGGCAGAUCACCAACGUGCUCUUCUACUUCUACAUCAUGGCCUGGCUGUACUUCCUGCAGGUGACGCUCGUGAAGCUGGCCAUCAUCUUCUUCUACAUGCGCAUCUUCCCCGCCAGGGAGGUCCAGCGCGUGCUGUGGGCGACGACCGUCUUCAUCGUUGUGUGGGGCUUCGCCUUCGUCGUCGCGGCCGUCUUCCAGUGCAAGCCCAUCCACUACUUCUGGACGAAGUGGGAUGGGCUGCACCAGGGCAGCUGCGCCAGCGCGAACGCCGUCAGCUGGUCCAACGCCGCCAUCAGCAUCGCCCUGGACCUCUGGAUGCUUGCGAUUCCGUUGUGGCAGCUGAGGGCCCUGAAGCUGCACUGGAAGAAGAAGGUGGGCGUGGCGUUGAUGUUCAUCGUCGGCACAUUUGUGACCGUCGUGAGCAUCAUUCGCCUCCAGUCCCUUGUCGACUUUGCCAAGGGAUCCAACGCCACCAUGGACUUCAUGGACGUCAGCAUAUGGAGCACGGUUGAGAUCUGCGUCGGCAUCAUAUGCGCGUGUCUGCCCUCUAUCCGUAUGAUCCUGGUCAAGCUCUUCCCGGGCAUGUCUGGCUCGACCCUCCGGAGCAAGGGGAGGCAGUACUACCAGCAGUACGGCAGCGACGUCAGGUCGAAAGGAGCGCGCAGCCAACCGCGCACUGUCGGGGUAGUCACCGUGGACAGGAGCAACUCUGUGCAUGACGUGGAGGACCGGCACAUCAAGUUCCAGAAAACAUUCACCAUCUCCUACAGCGACAGCGACGAGACGGAUCUUGUGCCGAUGAAAGACAUUCAGAAGCCGGCCAAGACUCACCAGUAG
Messenger RNA from Colletotrichum higginsianum IMI 349063, 1350 nucleotides. Its product is annotated as CFEM domain-containing protein. The transcript has 4 exons. Lineage: Eukaryota; Fungi; Ascomycota; Sordariomycetes; Glomerellales; Glomerellaceae. The record is from RefSeq and is a predicted model, not a curated record. Bases 1 to 1350 code for a protein of 449 amino acids.